AUAAAACGAAUUACUAAAACAAAGCAAGCAAAUCGUAAAAUUCUCCUAGCUGGAGGAAGUGAUCAGUACACUUUUUCGCGAAUGUUCAGUAAUUUGUGUGUUCCCCGUUUCGUUUUGUUGUUUUUCUUGGCGGAUCAAUAUAAAUACUUGUGACAAUGGAUGCACCAGAACCACAGCGUUCAAAGAUUUUCAUCAAUCCGGAUUUUAAGAAAGCCCAUAUCAAUCGAAAUUUUCUUCCGAAAACUACAACCAGCAUAGUUUCCACCGUUUCAAAUAUGCCCAUCCCAAUUUCAAAUGUCCCAAAUAUUCACCUGAAUCCAGUUUUCAUCAAUAAAUUACAUCAACAGAAACUUCAUAAUACUUCGGAUUUUUGCGACAUGACCUUGGCUUCAGCUGCGCCUGUUCCAUUAAAUCCCAUAAUCAAACACACUAAACGGAAGCUGAUACGAGCUUCCUCUGCUGUGCCGUUGCGAUCUGCUGGAAUCGUUCGGGAACCACUUUUGGCACCGUUAGUUAAAAUAAGUAAAAAUAAAUUGGUAAGAUCUACCCCGGUGGUACGAGCAGAUACAGUGCAACAUGCAAGACCUGAAGUGACAAAAAGGCGCUUUAGUUCAAUCGAUACAAACGGUAUUCCCGAAAAACUCAAUCGAAUAUCAUAUUCCUCGCAUGCAAUUGCCAAAUCAAAUGCAUUCAUUCGACGGUAUUCGCUAAUUAGACCUGGCACUAUGAGUCCACAGAAUGUAAUUGUUACUGAUCGGAAGCUGCUCAAAUUGGAAGUUUAUCUACAACGUAUUGCAACGCCAUUGUCACCAUCCACAGGCAAGGUCUCACCCAAUAUUACGUUUGCCUCGCCAAACAAGAAGCUAGUCAUGAUAAAUAUCAACGGGGUGCUUUAUCGAUCUUCGACCAAUAAAUUGCAGUUAUCAGCAACACAAUCAUUGAUGAAGUCUUCCGCAAUUGCCAAUUCCAACCGGGAAAGGUGUCUUAAAAUAAGAGGAACCAGAUUUCUGCUAAAUUCAAGAGGAACGAAGCUUCGAAAAGUACCGUCAAUUCUGGAUGAUAGUUCUUCGGAUGCCAAACUAAGGCGUAUCGACAUCGGUGGUCUGACAUACAAGCCGAAAACAGAUGGUACUUUUGUCAAAACGGAUGUUCAUCGAACGAGAGCUCAUUUAAGUUUGGCCAAGCAAAAAAGCAUUCUGUUCCUUACCAACAAAAUGCGAAAAUGUAAUGUUCCUUGUCAAAUUUUUCGGCGCUUAGGAAGAUGUGCAGCGUAUAUGCAGGGUAGAUGCCCUAAGCUACAUGAUCCGAAUCAAGUCUCAAUUUGUUCAAGAUUCCUGAAGGGAGAAUGUUCAAAUUCUAAUUGUCUUUUAUCUCAUAACAUAUCGCUUGAAAAAAUGCCGGUGUGUCAUUUUUAUCUCGAAGGGCGCUGUGAUCGAAAUGAGUGUCCGUAUUUGCAUAAAAAAGUUAGCGAAAAUGAACGGAUUUGCGAAGAUUUUCUGAAAGGAUUUUGCGCACUAGCAGAUAAGUGUCAGCGUCGUCACGUUUUUGUUUGUCCUGAAUUUGAUCGUUUGGGAUUGUGCAAAAAAGUUAAAUGUCCCUACCCGCAUGGACGAAAGAAUGAUUGGCAUAACGUACAACAAACUUCACAAGAGUCUAAAAGUAUUUCUCUCAGACCACCUAUGGAAUCAACGAUAAUUCACCCAGAAAAUAUAGCUCCUGUCAGACGAUACUAUUUGGAUAAUCUUGACAAAACAGACAAAAAUGAUAGUGAACAGCUAAGUGGUGCACAAAAGGAUCAACUCAAGCGAGUUAUGAAAAAAGUGGAGAAAAUGAAACAGGGUCAUAUAGGAAAUGCAACAAAAAAAGAUACUCAGAGAACAUUUUUAGACACCGAUAUUGUUCUAACUAACAGUGAUAAUAGUGAUGAAAGUGAUAGAGAAGACGACAAAUAUAAGGUUCAAACUGCCAUUCGACAACGACCGAAGUUAGGACGCUUACCUUCGUACAUACCAAUCUGAGAAUUUCGUAAUGUGCAAUAAUUAUUUUAUUAAUAUAUCUUGAUUGUUAAUGCACGGCUUCAAUUCAGUAAAAUUUUAAAAUAAUAUUAAGGCAAAAAUUUAAAAUGAUCAUUUUUCCAUAGAAAACAAUUUCAAUAAGUGCAAAAAGACCAUUAUUAAUUUUAUGUGGGUGAAUUGAAGCAGCAAUUCUAAUUCAUAUAUCUUGUUAAUUUCAGCGAAAAAAUUGAAAAUAAAAAAAGUUAUGAAA
Malaya genurostris is the source of this 2265-nucleotide messenger RNA. It is a transcript of the gene ZC3H3, whose product is annotated as zinc finger CCCH domain-containing protein 3. The transcript has 5 exons. Gene Ontology annotation, cellular component: nucleus. Gene Ontology annotation, molecular function: metal ion binding. Lineage: Eukaryota; Metazoa; Arthropoda; Insecta; Diptera; Culicidae. The record is from RefSeq and is a predicted model, not a curated record. The coding region runs from base 156 to 2018 and encodes 620 amino acids.